CCGAGAGGGUUUUCUGGUUUCCCAUGGUUCUCCGACGCCUUGAUUCCAGAAAUGGCACUUUGAAAUUCACACCCCGGAUUGAGAUAUAUUGAGAUUCAGAGAGGAAAAUCUCCCACUCGUUAGUGUUGAAGAAUCCUAGUCCUCUGUCCAAUUUCAUCCGCACUCUGUUUCGCUUGGCUCAUCAGAUCUGAAGGGACUGAGGAGUGAGAGUGGUGGCCGUAGGCAUUCUUCCCGGCUGUAUAUGAUCGAAGAGGGUUUUCCUGUUCCAAUCAGAAUAUGGUGGUUGUGGAGAAGAUCUAAACCUCAAAUUCCGGUUCUUGUGUUGAUCUGAUACUCACAGUUGUUUCUAGUUCUGUUUUCUCCAGUUGUUUGAUUGAUCGUGAAGUUUGGAUAAUUGAUUUGGCUAGAUCUUGGGGUUCCGGAUAGAAUCAUAGUUGAUUCAGUGAUUUGAUCAAAAUGGAGACACUCGUUUUGGUUUCUGAGCACAGGAACGAGUACUAUAAUAACAGGUCCGCCGGAGCUGGCAGCCUUGGCUUUGGUCCGUUUGGCUCACCCCCUUCGGAAAGUUUCAGGGAGAUAAAUUGUAGGUCGUUCCAUGCUGGAUCAGGUAUACUCCCGACACCGCUGCAGUCUUGCCCCACUCUGGUUUCUAAAAGAAUUGGAUCAACUUCUUCUACCUCUUCAUUCAAGACGCCGUGUCCAACUGUAAAGUCUACCCAUAACCAGAAAAAUAGGAUAAGGUCUGUUAGAAGUGUUUCAAUACCAAUUGAAAAAGUGAGCCGUCACUCUAGGAUUUCCCAUUCGUUGCAGGAUGACAUCCAGUUCUCAGAGAGAUGGGCUGGUCCUACUUACUCAAACUCACCUCCUCCCAGUUCUUUACCAAUCCCUAAAUUCUCCGUGAAGCCUAAAAGAUCUGUUUCACUUGACUUACAAGCAUCAGUUUCUUCCAUUCAUUUUCGACCUGUUGCUCUGUCUGCACCUGCAUCACCCACCAGGGAGUGGAGCCCAUCUCCCGAAGAUUUGUUUGAUCAAGAUGACUCUCACUUUGCGACGAAAACACUUAGUCGUAUUCUCAAUCUCGACAUUACAGAUGAUUAGGACUCGUUGGGUGACUAGAUCUCCUUAUCAUAAGGAGAGUACAUCUAGUUUCCCAAGGGGUUAGCAAUAUAUUGUGUGUUUGUGGUGAAUAAAACCAGUUCCUACUGUGACUGCUUCUAGUUCGUUGUUUGGGCAUAAUAAAUGGAUGUGUAGAGCAAGGGCAUGCCGCUUUCUGUUCCGGUACAAGUAUUGCAAGGGCUUGAGUGGGUGGUUGAUCAACUAUUUUCAUUGUUUUCUGUGCUAGUUACUCUGGAUGGCUUCAAUUUGGUUGGGUAUCUGAGGAAGUGAAUAGUAAAAAAAAGAAUUUGAAGGUUACUGGUGGUACUUUGCUACUUCACAGCUUCUAGGUUGUAUGAUGCAGCUUAAAGGAGAUUUCUGCAAUCUGCAGAGUGCCAAAUCCAUAACCACACUCAUCUUUACAAUGUCUUCUCUAAUUGCCUUCUCUUAUAUUCAGUCUUUCUUGUGUCUAUAGUGUAUAUAUACCCAAAAUCCUGAUCUCUAAAUAGGUUUACUGCUUCUUUAGGAUCGUCUUGUUAACCAUAUCUUUAGGUCUCCGUUCUUGAUUGUCUUCUUUUACGCUUGUCUCGGUAAAAUUUAUUCUCUGUGGCUCAUAUGCUCCAACUGUAUAGGAUCUUUAGAGAACUGUUUGACUGCAACUUCUCAUCCUUCAUCAUCUCUGUCUGUACUAGCUAUUGGUCUUUUGCUUAUAUACAGUACUACUUGUUGAAGCUGCUUGCUCCUUCACCAUGUUUCUGAUUUUUUGAAAAGAAAAUGGGAAGAGGAAGUUGGCUUCAUCCACUCCUCAUCUUUCCUGAUCAAGUUCUUCAUCCAUCCAAUGUCUAUCCUUUUCUUUUGUUAUUCGUAUUCUGUUAAGCAUUCCCAGUUCCUUUCCAUCCCAACGUUUGGGAGCCAUGUGAUUGGAAGAUAGUUGAUUUGCCAAGAUGUGUUCUCGAGCUCUUGUAAGACGAACAAGUACAAACAAAAGAAGGUUGUGUUCUCGUGACCGCGUUUCAGAAACUGGCUGUGCUCUUGUUCCCGGAGGUGGUGUUCUUCUAUUCCAUUUCAAGUUGGUCUGAUUUUGUGGUUUCAUUUGCCUGUGUAAUGUUCAGUGUCAUGUUGCUGUCUUGUGUUUGAACUCUGAGUUGUUGUGCCCAUGUUGCUUUUUUAUUUUUUGUUGAGACUGAAGAAGUAAACAAAUGGUUGAUAU
Messenger RNA from Cuscuta campestris, 2305 nucleotides. The record is from the annotation of a GenBank genome assembly. NCBI's taxonomy places the organism in Eukaryota, Viridiplantae, Streptophyta, Magnoliopsida, Solanales, Convolvulaceae.